GCCAACAACAAACCGGAGAUCGAAGCAGCCCUGUUCCUGGACUGGAUGAGGCUGGAACCGCAGUCCAUGGUGUGGCUGCCCGUCUUGCACAGGGUGGCUGCUGCUGAGACCGCCAAACACCAAGCGAAGUGUAACAUCUGCAAGGAGUGUCCAAUUAUUGGAUUCAGGUACAGAAGUUUAAAGCACUUUAACUAUGACAUCUGCCAAAGUUGCUUCUUCUCUGGCCGUGUUGCUAAAGGUCAUAAAAUGCACUAUCCCAUGGUGGAAUACUGCACACCGACAACUUCAGGAGAAGACGUCCGUGAUUUUGCCAAGGUACUAAAAAACAAAUUUCGAACAAAAAGAUAUUUUGCAAAGCACCCACGAAUGGGCUACCUGCCUGUACAAACUGUCUUGGAGGGAGACAACAUGGAAACUCCUGUUACUCUGAUCAACUUCUGGCCAGUAGAUUCUGCGCCUGCCUCGUCCCCUCAGCUUUCACAUGAUGAUACUCAUUCACGCAUUGAACAUUAUGCUAGCAGGCUAGCAGAAAUGGAGAACACCAAUGGUUCUUAUCUAAAUGAUAGUAUAUCACCUAAUGAGAGCAUCGAUGAUGAACACUUGUUAAUCCAGCACUACUGCCAAAGUCUGAACCAGGAGUCCCCCCUGAGCCAGCCCCGAAGCCCUGCCCAGAUCCUGAUUUCUCUGGAGAGUGAAGAAAGAGGGGAGCUGGAGAGAAUCCUCGCGGACCUGGAGGAGGAAAACAGAAACUUGCAAGCAGAGUACGACCGUUUGAAGCAACAGCAUGACCACAAAGGACUGUCUCCGCUGCCGUCCCCACCGGAGAUGAUGCCGGUUUCUCCGCAAAGCCCCCGGGAUGCUGAGCUCAUUGCAGAAGCCAAGCUGCUGCGCCAGCACAAGGGCCGCUUGGAGGCCAGGAUGCAGAUACUGGAGGAUCACAACAAACAGCUGGAGUCACAGCUGCACAGGCUGAGGCAGCUGCUGGAGCAGCCACAGGCAGAUGCCAAGGUGAAUGGUACAACACUAUCAUCUCCUUCUACCUCUUUGCAGAGGUCAGACAGCAGUCAGCCAAUGCUUCUUCGUGUAGUUGGCAGCCAGACUUCAGAAACCAUGGGCGAGGAUGAGCUGCUCAGCCCUCCCCAGGACACAAGCACAGGUUUGGAAGAAGUGAUGGAGCAGCUGAACAACUCCUUCCCCAGCUCCAGAGGAAGAAAUGCCCCUGGAAAGCCAGUGAGAGAGGCCACAAUGUAGGGAACCUUUUCCACAUGGCAGACGACUUGGGAAGAGCGAUGGAAACCUUAGUGACAGUGAUGACCGAUGACAAGGUGUUAGAAUAGCAAGAUGUGUUUUACAACUUCAGGCGUCCCGCAUGGUUUUUAUAAUAUUCAUACUACAAAGAGGAUUAGACUGUAAGAGUUUACAAGAAAACAAAUCUAUAUUUUUGUGAAGGGUAGUGGUACUAUACUGUAGAUUUCAGUAGUUUCCUAAGUCUGUUACUGUUUUGUUAACAAUGGCAGGUUUUACACGUCUAUGCAAUUGUACAAAAAUUAAAAGAAAACUACAUGUAAAAUCUUGAUAGCUAAAUAACUUGCCAUUUCUUUAUAUGGAACGCAUUUUGGGUUGUUUAAAAAAAAUUUAUAACAGUUAUAAUGAAAGAUUGUAAACUAAAGUGUGCUUUAUAAAAAUAAUUGUUUAUAGAAACCCCCUUAAAAAAAACACAAAAAAAAAUACUGAGGCAGUGCAUUUGUUUAGUAUCAUUUCAGCUCUGUAACUGCAUCAGAGAGAUUAAUGUUCUGUGUUCUUCUCCUUGCCUAUCAAAAAGAAGAAAAAAAAAGUAUUUCCUGCAACGACACCAAAACGGCCAACUUAUGUUUCUCAUUGGUUUUAUCUGACUAGGGCUGGCUUAAAAAAAAAAAAUCUCCUGAACUUGCAACGAAGGUAGUUAUUUCACCUCUUUCCAAUAAAAUUAAGAAUUACAUGA
This is a messenger RNA of Fulmarus glacialis (Northern fulmar), 1981 nucleotides long. RefSeq names its product dystrophin-like. Gene Ontology annotation, cellular component: plasma membrane. Gene Ontology annotation, molecular function: zinc ion binding. The annotation marks the transcript as partial. Gene Ontology annotation, biological process: synaptic signaling. NCBI's taxonomy places the organism in Eukaryota, Metazoa, Chordata, Aves, Procellariiformes, Procellariidae. The transcript is spliced from 12 exons. The record is from RefSeq and is a predicted model, not a curated record.